AGGGGAAGUCCAGGCGAGAAGGGGCCCCGCGCGGAGUUGCCUCACGGGGGGUGGGGGGGUGUGGACAGGAGACCCGGGGAGACCCACGGGAACCCAGCGGGCCGUGUAGACGCCCAGGGGGGUCGAGCCGGUGUCGCGUUCUGCCCGCGUUGGGGGCAAUGGGAUCCUUAAAUCCCGAAGCGGCAGCCUUCAAUCCAUCACAUCCAACGCAAUGGGGUAUCCAGUACUCUGACAGCAGCAGAGCAUGCCCCCCUCCUGCAGGAGCUCAGAAAAAUUCCGACACAGCUCGUCACAACAAAUCUCGCACGUUUGAUGGAGAUUUGGACAACGCAAGAGUUGCUGAAAAGCACAUUGGGAGUCAAAUCAAUAGUGCAUCUGGUCAUGUGGAUCAACCUUUGCCAAGUGACAACGACGCUGAUGUCAGACCCCACUUUGAUGGUCCACGACGGCCCUUUCCUAGGCGAGAGCUGUACAGGGGCCGCACACAAGAUUCCUAUUCUAGAGGAGGCCACGCUGCCGAUGGGUUUCCCAGAAGGGAGGCAAACCGUGAUACAGACACCUUCGUUCAACAAGAAAGUAAAAGCAGUUUGAACCCCACAGAAAAUAAACAGGGUGCUCAAAAUGCUCGCAGGAAUAGAAAGCAAUAUGGUGAUCCUUUGUCCGAUGGGGGAAAAGCCCGUGGAAAUUAUGAAGUUGGUGGCAUUACGGGCAGAACACAACACCAAAGUUUAAAUUAUAAUUCUGGCCAAACGGCAGUAGUCGGUGCACAGAGCAGCACAGACCACAAGGGGGAAGUUGCAGGUGAAAGCUACAGUCGGGGUGCCUCAUGUGAGAAGGCUGCAGGAGAUACUGGUACAGGAAGUGGAACAAGGCCAAAAUAUCAUGAUAAGUAUAGCGGCAGAUCUAGAGUAAACAGGGGAAUGUCAGGCCCCGAAGUAGGCAAGGUUUUUAAUUUGGAACAGAAGGAGGAAAAACCUCAGUAUUCCAAGAAAACCAAGUCAAAGAUGUACGAGUCAGAGCAGAGAGUACAUGAAACAGAAGGUAAUACACAUCAGCAAGGAAAUUAUUACAACAGAUCUGAAAAGAAAUAUGAAAGGGACUUUAAAGGAGGUAAAGGUUCCUCUGAAGCAAAUUGGAGAAGCAACAGAAAACCUGAAGAUGAAAGUGAAAGCAUCGCCCAUGGUGUAAAGAGAGCUGAUGAAACAAAGAAUAAUUUAAAAUUAGAAACUUCCAUAAAACCUUUGGAUAAUGCCAACAAAGCUGAAUCAAUUGAAAUUAAUCAACCCUCUAGAGAGCAUGGUAAAGAUUUAGUGCAUAAAAGAAGCAAUUACCCUGUAGAGAGCAUUCAGAAAAAAUCAGAUGUUGAGAAAAAAUCUGGGAAAUCCAAAAAACCAGGACCUGAAGUGUAUAAGUCAAAAGAGACCCACACAGGUUUGCUAAUCGAGCAGCUGAUGGCCAGCACAUACGAGUGUAUGGUGUGUUGUGAGAGGAUACGUGGCCACUCAGCUGUGUGGAGUUGCCAGAACUGCUACCAUCUCUUCCACUUACCCUGCGUCAAUAAGUGGGCACGUUCACCCACUGCCAAAGUUGAAGAUGGGAGCGAUGGUUGGCGAUGCCCAGCCUGUCAGAAUGUUACCGACAAGGUUCCAUCAAACUACCGCUGUUUCUGUGGAAAAGUUCUCAACCCUGAAUGGAAUCGGACGGAUAUCCCUCACAGCUGCGGAGAGAUGUGUGCGAAACACAGGCAGGGCAGCGACUGCCUUCACCCUUGCAACAUCCUUUGUCAUCCUGGCCCAUGUCCAUCAUGCCCUGCCUUUCUCACCAAAAAAUGUGAAUGUGGCCGAAGCAGCCAGUCUGUGCGUUGUGGUCAGUCGACCGUAGUGCGAUGUUCCGAAGUUUGUGACAACUUGCUGAACUGUGGGAAGCACACCUGUGCUCUGAUCUGUCAUCCAGGAAACUGUGAAUCAUGCCCCAUUAAGCUGGUACAAGUGUGUCACUGUGGAGCUACCAAAAGAGAAGUGCCCUGUGGGGGAGAACUUAAAGAGUUCUCUUGCGAGAAGCCGUGCAACCGAUCUCUGGCUUGCGGAAACCAUUGCUGCCAGGAGUUGUGCCACCCAGGCGUUUGCCGGCUCUGCCCCCUGCUGCCUGGGGAGGCCGGGAGCUGUCCCUGUGGACAGACAUCAUUGGAGAAGCUUCUCGACCUGGGCAGCCCAGAGCGCAAGAGCUGCACAGACCCCCUGCCCACUUGCACCAAUGUGUGCGGGAAGCCCCUGCCGUGUGGCUCAGAUGAUCUGGUUCAUACCUGCCCGGCUAUAUGCCACGAAGGGCCCUGUGCACCAUGCACAGGUGUGUCGACCAUUGUUUGUCGAUGUGGAUGCAAAACUAAGGAGGUACCCUGUGUGGAGGUUCAAGAAAGUGAAGGGCUGAGCUUCAUUUGCGACAGGCGGUGCAACAAGAAGAGAAAGUGUGGCCGACACAAGUGCAACCAAGUGUGCUGCGUGCAGGAUCCCGAGCACGCGUGUCCUCUGAUAUGUGGUCGCACGCUGUCGUGCAAGCUGCACAAGUGCGAGGAGCCCUGCCAUCGCAGCGACUGCCAGUCGUGCUGGCAGACAAGCUUUGAGGAGCUGAUGUGUUACUGCGGAGCUGAGGUGUUAUUCCCCCCAGUGUCAUGCGGCACAAAACCACCCGAGUGCAAGCAGCCUUGCUCCCGCCAGCAUGAUUGUGAUCAUCCAGUGUACCACACAUGCCACAGUGAUGACAAGUGUCCUCCGUGCACAUACCUGGUCGAGAGGUGGUGUCUUGGCAAGCAUGAGCUACGUCGUAAUAUCCCAUGCUACCUGCGGGAGAUUUCAUGUGGCUUGCCCUGCCAGAAGACUUUACCGUGCGGACAACACAAGUGUGCCAAGGCCUGCCACCGUGGAGAGUGUGUGCCCAGAGCCCUGGCAGAGCCGGAUGGAGAGCCUUCUGCCGUGUUGGGGUGCGGUCAGCCCUGCACGAUCCCUCGGUCAGGCUGUGCCCACCCUUGUGGCUCCGUAUGCCACCCUGGGCUGCCGUGCCCCAGGACCUCGUGCAAAGCCGAGGUGACACUGCUAUGCAGCUGCAGUCACAGGAAGGAGAAGCUUCCCUGCUCACAGUCCUCCUCCUCCUACCAGCGAAUUGCUACAAUAGCAUUGGUGAGCAAGCUCUCGGACAUGCAGAUGGGAGAGUGCACGGAGCUCGCCAAAUUGGUGACUGAGAAGGAGGCGCAGCAGUCCAGACUGGAAUGUACAGAAGAGUGUGCUGUGUUGGAGAGAAACAGACGGCUGGCAGAGGCCCUGAACAUUGAUCCAUCCACCAACCCCUUCAACAAAGCAGUUGCCAUGAAAUACUCUGACUUCUUGAAGGAAGAGGCCAGGAAAGAUUUGAAGUUUGUGCACGGAGUAGAAGACGAAAUACGCAAUCUGGUAGAAGCCACGAACAAGGGCAAACACGCACGUCGCAGCCACUGCUUUCCGCCCAUGAACCGUGACCACCGGCGCGUGAUUCACGAGCUGGCCGAGAGCUACGCGCUUGAGAGUCUGAGCUACGACAAUGAGCCCAAGCGCAACGUUGUCGUCACGGCCAUCAGGGGGAAGUCGUGCAACCCAAGCCCACCCCUGUGCGCCCUGAUAGAGAGGGAGCUGGGACCCAAGCCUCCUCCCCCGAUACCACACCACGCAAAUCGCCUUGACAAGCCGGCGUCGGAUGUCCCAGCAGUGGCGAAAGAUGAACCUACCAUCGACUACUUCGACAUGCAAGAAUGAGUCGUGAAAUCCCACCGUCUUCUCGGUUUUUGAAGCCGUCGUAUAUUUCUUUUGUGUACAUCAAUCUUGGACGUCAUAUUUGGUAGAGCAAACUCUCCUUGAUGAGUGCAUACACAACGUAACUUUUUAAAUUGAUAAAACGUUACAUGCCACCACAAUUUGUUCUCAUUGAAAAUACUUCAGAUUUUAGACUGGUUUAAAUAAUCAAAACUACAAAUGGGAGUAAAUGAUAAUUUAAAAUAUUCUAAUUAAUGUUGCAUAAGCAUACUUUUGAAUUUAAUUGAUGGGUGGUUGUAUGUGAUGAGAAUAAUUUCAAAGUCAGCGUUUACAUGCAUACGUUUGUUUGCAUUUUCUGGACUGUAUGAUGCAAAAGCUUAAGGUGCAUUGCUGGACGUGACCCCUUGGACAUGACUGAGGUCGACUUAAAAGAUGGUAAACGGUUAGGGUUGCUCAUUUACACAUUCCUCCCUGUAAGCACAUCAAUCAUAAAAGUCGAAACCAAUUCAGAUUGUGCUGUUGAGGAAAGAUGUUUGCAAAUUCAGCUUGCAUUUUUGGAAUUUAGAGUGCUGCCUUUUGGAAUCUGUAUUAAACGUAGGUAUGCCUUUGUUUUGUAGCAUGCAUAACCGCCACUGAAUUAUUUUGCAGAAUUAACGAACGCUAUUUAGUUGUGGAUCUUCCCGAUUCAAAAAGUCCUAAAGUUUAGAACCUGCAGCACAAAAUUAACGAGGUUUGUCCUGUGGAAAUCAUAGUUGGCAAGGCUGACAGAUUUGGCGGUCAGUUGUGCAUGAUAAUUAAGUCAUCUUAUAGGCAACUGUAAACCUUUGGCUAAGCAUAAUAAUAGUUACACAAUGUGGGCAUUCAAAAUCAACUACUUAACAUACUAUGUUUUAAAAUGCUUUUUUAUUCAAUUGAGAGGACUUGCAGUGCACGUAUCAUAAUACAUUUGCAGAUAUUACUUAGUUCCAACUUAAACAAAUAAAGUACAAAUAAUGAUAUGCAUAACAUGGCUGUACAUUACAUGUAUGUUCAAUUUAAAAUGCUUGAUGCCUCAGAAGGCAUUGCGUAUGAACCAUUUUAAUGUUGGGUUCCUGACAAUUCAGAUGAAAUUGCUGUAUAAAAUGUGCAUCGGACCGCUGCAAAACUAGAUGUAAGAUCGCUUGUCAAGUGUUAAGAAGUAAGGUCUCAAAUGGCCUGAACUCUUUACAACCACAAACAAACCUUGACAUUUUAAUCAUUCACGGAGGCAUGUAUAGUUGAAAACUGCAUAAAAACUGCUUUUUUGCUGCACGUGAUCAAGAAAAUAAACAAUUUUGCAUUGUC
Messenger RNA from Lethenteron reissneri (Far Eastern brook lamprey), 5102 nucleotides. RefSeq names its product nuclear transcription factor, X-box binding 1 (gene NFX1). Gene Ontology annotation, cellular component: nucleus. The record is from RefSeq and is a predicted model, not a curated record. Gene Ontology annotation, biological process: negative regulation of transcription by RNA polymerase II. Lineage: Eukaryota; Metazoa; Chordata; Hyperoartia; Petromyzontiformes; Petromyzontidae. Gene Ontology annotation, molecular function: RNA polymerase II transcription regulatory region sequence-specific DNA binding; DNA-binding transcription factor activity, RNA polymerase II-specific; zinc ion binding.